Messenger RNA from Cajanus cajan (pigeon pea), 1811 nucleotides. The record is from RefSeq and is a predicted model, not a curated record. Lineage: Eukaryota; Viridiplantae; Streptophyta; Magnoliopsida; Fabales; Fabaceae.
GUUUCCACAGGCCAAAAAACAUCCUGGUUCAUUAGAUUCGAAUUCGGGAUUUCACUCUCUUCCUAGUUCCAACACAACACCGAGGAUAAACAAAGAGAAACAGCACCAUGUUGCUGGAACUUGCACUCGGUUUAUUGGUGAUAGCUUCCCUCAUCGAUCUCUCAAAACGCUAUGGUCCUUUAUACUCUCUCUACUUUGGUUCUAUGCCAACCGUUGUUGCUUCAACCCCUGAGUUGUUCAAACUCUUCCUUCAAACCCACGAGGCUGUUUCUUUCAACACAAGGUUCCAAACCUCUGCCAUUAGGCGUCUAACCUACGACAACUCCGUGGCCAUGGUUCCCUUUGGACCAUACUGGAAGUUCGUUAGAAAACUCAUCAUGAACGACCUCCUCAACGCCACCACCGUUAACAAGUUGAGGCCACUGAGGACUCAAGAGAUUAGAAAGGUUUUGAGGGUGUUUGCUCAAAGUGCAAAGACCCAACAAACCCUUGACAUCACCGAGGAGCUUCUGAAGUGGACCAACAACACCAUCUCAAUGUUGAUGUUGGGUGAGGCCGAAGAGGUUAAAGACAUGGCACGUGAGACCGUUAAGAUUUUUGGAGAAUACAGUCUUACUGACUUCAUUUGGCCCUUGAAGAAGCUUAAGUUUGGACAGUAUGAGAAGAGGAUUGAAGAAAUAUUCAACAGGUUUGACCCAGUCAUUGAAAAGGUUAUCAAGAAGCGCCAAGAGAUCGUGAGAAAGAGAAAGGAGAAGAAGGCAAAAAAUGAAGAGAGUGAGGAGAGCGUGGUUUUCCUCGAUACUUUGCUUGAAUUCGCUGAGGACGAGACCAUGGAGAUCAAAAUUACUAAGGAGCAAAUCAAGGGUCUUGUUGUCGAUUUCUUCUCUGCGGGGACAGAUUCCACAGCUGUGGCAACAGAUUGGGCUCUGGCAGAGCUUAUCAACAACCCUAGAGUGUUGCAAAAGGCCCGAGAGGAGGUGGAGAGUGUUGUGGGAAAAGAUAGACUUGUUGAUGAAGCUGAUAUUCAAAACCUUCCUUACAUCAGAGCCGUUGUGAAGGAGACAUUCCGCAUGCAUCCACCACUCCCUGUGGUCAAAAGAAAAUGCACAGAAGAGUGUGAGAUCAACGGCUAUGUGAUCCCAGAAGGAGCUUUGAUACUAUUCAAUGUUUGGGCUGUAGGAAGAGACCCCAAAUAUUGGGACAGACCAGCGGAAUUUCGCCCUGAAAGAUUUUUAGAAAAUGGUGGUGAAGGUGAUGUAGGACCUAUUGAUCUUAGGGGUCAACAUUUUCAGCUUCUCCCAUUUGGGUCAGGUAGGAGAAUGUGCCCUGGAGUGAAUUUGGCUACUUCAGGAAUGGCAACGUUCCUUGCAUCUGUUAUCCAAUGCUUUGACCUGCAAGUGGUUGGUCCAAACGGACAAAUAUUGAAAGGUAAUGACGCCAAAGUAAGCAUGGAAGAGAGACCUGGCCUCACCGUUCCAAGGGAACAUCAUCUCCUUUGUGUUCCACAUGCAAGAACAAGUGUCGCUGCUAAACUCCUUUCCUCAUAAGAGAAUAUACACCAGUGUGUUGCCAUGGAUAUUACUUUUUUGUACUAAUAAUCAUUAUCUCAAUAAGGUGUUGUUGAUACACAAUUAGGCUAAGUCGUCCCAACACGUGCAUGGGCCCACACAUACACAUGUAUCACCCUUAUUUAUUUGUCUUUCUUUUGUUGUAUUUUUUCCUUUUUUUUUUCUUUUUGUCAUAAUAAAGUAUUGUAAUGACUUUAAUCUUGUGAUAUAAAUUGAAGCACUUAUUUUAAAUUAUUUUUUUUA